This is a messenger RNA of Linum tenue, 201 nucleotides long. Lineage: Eukaryota; Viridiplantae; Streptophyta; Magnoliopsida; Malpighiales; Linaceae. The record is from the annotation of a GenBank genome assembly.
CGGCGACGUCCUAGGCGGCGACUCUUGAAUCAAGGAAAUUGGAUAGUGGUCUUCACCGAAUCUAAGAUCAAUUUCAUCAGUAGGUUAAGGUAGGGAGUUGAAGAGGAUGCUUGAAGACUAAAGGUUUGGUGGCCUAAAAUUUAGUUACAGAAGGAUAAUGUUCUUUUUUUGAAGGAUGAUGUUCUUAUUGUUAAUUUUGUC